Ambispora leptoticha is the source of this 267-nucleotide messenger RNA. NCBI's taxonomy places the organism in Eukaryota, Fungi, Glomeromycota, Glomeromycetes, Archaeosporales, Ambisporaceae. The record is from the annotation of a GenBank genome assembly.
AUGCCCCCCAACUUUUUUUAUCGUAUUCAGGUUGUAUUUAUAAGAUUUAAUUCAAUUAAUAAAAAAAGAUCAGGUUAUGUCAAUCGGAUUUCGGGUUGGCCCGAAAAUUUAUUAAGAGCCCGACUUGAUCAAGAGCUUUCGGGGUUUAACCUAGAUCGCACCCAAAGAUGUCAAUCACCUGAUGAAAAAACGCGUGACUGGAAUUUACCAGGAACGCAGUAUGAAGUACACAGAUACCAGGAACGUAGUACAAUUCACUCUCGUUAG